Messenger RNA from Condylura cristata (star-nosed mole), 1508 nucleotides. RefSeq names its product Ras association (RalGDS/AF-6) domain family (N-terminal) member 9 (gene RASSF9). Gene Ontology annotation, biological process: signal transduction. The transcript is spliced from 2 exons. Lineage: Eukaryota; Metazoa; Chordata; Mammalia; Eulipotyphla; Talpidae. The record is from RefSeq and is a predicted model, not a curated record. Bases 65 to 1369 code for a protein of 434 amino acids.
UCUCACCCCCAGAUAACUUUGCGAUCCGAUCCGGUGCUGCUCGCUGGCUGGUUUGGGGAGGAUCAUGGCUCCUUUUGGAAGAAACUUGCUGAAGACUCGGCAUAAAAACAGAUCUCCAACUAAGGACAUGGAUUCAGAAGAGAAGGAAAUUGUGGUUUGGGUUUGCCAAGAAGAAAAGAUUGUCUGUGGGUUAACUAAACGUACCACCUCUGCUGAUGUCAUUCAGGCUUUGCUUGAGGAACAUGAGACUACAUUUGGAGAAAAACGAUUCCUUCUGGGGAAGCCCAGUGAUUACUGUAUCAUAGAAAAGUGGAGAGGCUCUGAGAGGGCUCUUCCUCCACUCACUAGAAUCCUGAAGCUUUGGAAAGCCUGGGGAGAUGAACAGCCCAACAUGCAAUUUGUUUUGGUGAAAGCAGAUGCUUUUUUGCCAGUGCCUUUGUGGCGGACAGCAGAAGCCAAGUUAGUGCAAAACACAGAAAAAAUGUGGGAGCUCAGCCCAGCCAAUUACAUGAAAACAUUACCACCAGAUAAACAAAAAAGAAUUGUCAGAAAGACUUUCAGGAAACUGGCUAAAAUUAAGCAGGACACUGUUUCCCAUGAUCGAGAUAAUAUGGAGACAUUAGUUCAUCUAAUUAUUUCCCAGGACCAUACUAUUCACCAGCAAGUCAAGAGAAUGAAAGAGCUGGAUCUGGAAAUAGAAAAGUGUGAAGCUAAGUUCCACCUUGAUCGGGUAGAAAAUGAUGGAGAGAAUUAUGUGCAGGAUGCAUACUUAAUGCCUAGUUUCAGAGAAGUUGAGCAAAACUUAAAUUUACAGUGUGAUGAACUCCAGAUACUGGAGGACCUGAGUGAAGGUGAUGGAAUUGUACAGCUGGAAGAACGACUAACAUAUUACAGGAUGCUCAUUGACAAGCUCUCAGCUGAAAUAGAAAAAGAGGUAAAAAGCGUUUGCAGUGAGAUAAAUGAAGACGAAGAAGGGGCAGCUGCAAAUGAACUUGAAAGCUCAAAUUUAGAAAGUGUAAAGUGUGAUUUGGAGGAAAGCAUGAAAGCUGGUUUAAAAAUCCACUCUCACUUGAGCGGCAUCCAGAAAGAGAUUAAAUACAGUGACUCAUUGCUUCAGAUGAAAGCAAAAGAAUAUGAACUCCUUGCCAAGGAGUUCAAUUCACUUCAUAUUAACAAGGAUGGGAGCCAGACAAAGGAAAACAGAAGCGAGGAAUCAGUGCUUCCCAACAGCUGUGGGGAAGGUCCACCCUCUACUCCAAGAAUAUCUAUCAUGUAUACCAAUGACACAGACUCAGACACUGGUAUCAGCUCUAACCAUAGUCAGGACUCAGAAACUACUGUAGGAGAAGUGAUGUUGUUGUCAACAUAAUUUGAAUGGUUCUUUCAUGUUGUCAAUAAUUAUUUAACGGAAGCUUUAUUUUAAAUAUUACAUUCAGAAAAGAAUGUCAAGCAUGUUGAAGUUCCUCGUAGUUAAUAAAAAUGAGAGAUAUUUGUAAGUUUGUUUUUGA